This is a messenger RNA of Lepus europaeus (European hare), 997 nucleotides long. RefSeq lists its product as uncharacterized. Bases 11 to 997 code for a protein of 328 amino acids. Gene Ontology annotation, cellular component: nucleosome. Gene Ontology annotation, molecular function: structural constituent of chromatin; protein heterodimerization activity; DNA binding. Gene Ontology annotation, biological process: nucleosome assembly. The transcript has 4 exons. The record is from RefSeq and is a predicted model, not a curated record. NCBI's taxonomy places the organism in Eukaryota, Metazoa, Chordata, Mammalia, Lagomorpha, Leporidae.
GCAGCUAGAGAUGUCUGGUCGCGGCAAGGGCGGGAAGGGCCUGGGCAAGGGCGGCGCCAAGCGCCACCGCAAGGUGCUGCGCGACAACAUCCAGGGCAUCACCAAGCCCGCCAUCCGCCGCCUGGCCCGGCGCGGCGGCGUCAAGCGCAUCUCGGGGCUCAUCUACGAGGAGACCCGCGGCGUGCUGAAGGUCUUCCUGGAGAACGUCAUCCGCGACGCCGUCACCUACACGGAGCACGCCAAGCGCAAGACGGUCACGGCCAUGGACGUGGUCUACGCGCUCAAGCGCCAGGGGCGCCGCGCACCGUGGGCGCAGCAGCCCCUUUCUGCAGUCUCAGCCAUGGCUCGCACGAAGCAGACAGCGCGCAAGUCGACGGGCGGCAAGGCGCCGCGCAAGCAGCUGGCCACCAAGGCGGCCCGCAAGAGCGCGCCGGCCACGGGCGGCGUGAAGAAGCCGCACCGCUACCGGCCCGGCACGGUGGCGCUGCGCGAGAUCCGGCGCUACCAGAAGUCCACCGAGCUGCUGAUCCGCAAGCUGCCGUUCCAGCGCCUGGUGCGCGAGAUCGCGCAGGACUUCAAGACGGACCUGCGCUUCCAGAGCUCGGCCGUCAUGGCGCUGCAGGAGGCGUGCGAGGCCUACCUCGUGGGGCUCUUCGAGGACACCAACCUUUCGAGUUUUGCUAAGAUGUCUGGUCGCGGCAAGGGCGGGAAGGGCCUGGGCAAGGGCGGCGCCAAGCGCCACCGCAAAGUGCUGCGCGACAACAUCCAGGGCAUCACCAAGCCCGCCAUCCGCCGCCUGGCCCGGCGCGGCGGCGUCAAGCGCAUCUCGGGGCUCAUCUACGAGGAGACCCGCGGCGUGCUCAAGGUCUUCCUGGAGAACGUCAUCCGCGACGCCGUCACCUACACGGAGCACGCCAAGCGCAAGACGGUCACGGCCAUGGACGUGGUCUACGCGCUCAAGCGCCAGGGGCGCACGCUCUACGGCUUCGGCGGCUGA